AGGUUAAAUUGAAUAUCUGCGCAACACAGCUUCUUGCAGAAGAACCACCACACUGUUUUACACUUAGGAAAAUAUGAGAAUAAACAGGGAGUGUUGUUCUCUCUGAACUAAAAAUAAUCUGUGCCUUGCUGAGGACAGCGGCAGGAAUCAGACACUUGAAUCAAUGUUAUCGGAUGAGUUAGAAUCCAAACCUGAGCUGCUGGUUCAGUUUGUUCAGAAUACUUCUAUUCCACUGGGGCAAGGGCUGGUGGAGUCGGAACCGAAAGACAUCACCUGUCUUUCUCUCCUUCCUGUUACUGAGACCUCAGAAUGCAACAGACUCAUGUUGCCAGAUGAUGAAAGAGAUCUCACUUCUCCAAGUCACACUAAUUCUCCCAAAGAUGUUUCUUCAUCUGCUGUCUUGAGAAGUCUCCAGGUAAAUGUGGGCCCUGAUGGAGAGGAAACAAGGGCACAGAAUGUACAGAAACCAUCUGAACUUCUGUCAACUCCAGAGACUUCCAGUUUAUUGCAAGACCUCCAGCCCAGUGACAGCACUUCGUUUAUUCUUCUCAACCUAACAAGAGCAGGGCUGGGGUCUCCAGCAGAGCACUUGGUGUUUGUUCAAGAUGAAGCAGAGGACUCUGGGAAUGACUUUCUGUCUCACGAUAGCACAGACAGCAGUACCCCAUGGUUCCUACGAGUGCAAGAAUUGGCCCACGACAGUUUAAUUGCUGCCACUCGGGCACAGCUCGCUAAGAAUGCCAAAGCAAGCAAUAAUGGUGAAAAUGUUCAUCUUUGCUCAGGAGAUGGGCAGCCGAAAGACUCUAGCCCCAUUCCUCAUUUAUCUCGCGUGGAAAGGAAGCUGAAGUGCACAGUUGAGGGAUGCGAUCGGACAUUUGUGUGGCCAGCUCACUUCAAGUAUCAUCUGAAAACACACCGGAACGACCGCUCCUUCACCUGCCCAGCAGAAGGCUGUGGAAAAAGUUUCUACGUCUUGCAGAGGCUGAAAGUGCACAUGAGAACUCACAAUGGUGAAAAACCCUUUGUGUGCACAGAGCUGGGCUGUGGGAAGCAGUUCACAACAGCUGGAAAUCUGAAGAACCACCUACGAAUUCACACUGGGGAAAAACCCUUUCUGUGUGAGGCACAGGGAUGUGGUCGCUCCUUUGCAGAAUACUCCAGCCUUCGGAAACAUUUGGUUGUCCACUCAGGAGUGAAACCCCAUCAGUGCCAAAUCUGUGGGAAGACAUUUUCCCAGAGUGGUAGCAGAAAUGUGCAUAUGAGGAAACACCACUCCCGAAUUGGAACAUCUGGCAGCAGAGAGCGAGAACAGCCAGAGUCACUGAUGGGCAGCAGUUUGCUGGAAGAAUCUACAGUCCAUAGUAAGAAUCUCAUCUCCAUGAACUCUCAGCCCAGCCUUGGUGUUGAGUCUCUGCACCUGCCAGACACUGAGUCUAUUAUUGGAGUAGAGGAGGGUGAGACCAGCUGCUCUUUUUUCCGCCCUCUUAUAUGUGGUGACUGAAGUGGGAUCGAUCAUUUCUCCUAGAGGCUCACCAUGUUGCAGUGGGAUGAGUGAACAUUGCUUUAACUGUGCACAGAGCGGGUGGGUAGAUGGAGAAUGGGGCCAACUGGAGUUGGAGAAGACCUACUGGACCAAGUUUCUCUCUUGCAGAGCUUAAAAGGUGAAGUCUGCUGCUUAGGUGUCAUUUAGCCCAUGCCAUGGAACGCCAUUUCAAAACUGUUUAUGCAGUCCAUUCUCCUAAACCCUAAAGCGUUUGUUUUGCUGGAGCACCUAGGAGCCCCAGUUAAGGACCAGGACCUCAUUGUGCUAGGCACUGUACAAACAUUCAGUAUCUUGAGCAACAGGCCUUCCUUCCAUCCUUUACCUUCAGAGACUAUAUUCUAAUACAUCUCACUGUCAGAAGCUGACUUACUAUCUGAAAUAAAUGUACUACUUGAUAUCAUUUAAUUACA
Messenger RNA from Charadrius vociferus (killdeer), 1953 nucleotides. It is a transcript of the gene ZNF410, whose product is annotated as zinc finger protein 410. Gene Ontology annotation, biological process: regulation of transcription by RNA polymerase II. The transcript has 9 exons. Gene Ontology annotation, molecular function: DNA-binding transcription factor activity, RNA polymerase II-specific; RNA polymerase II cis-regulatory region sequence-specific DNA binding. The record is from RefSeq and is a predicted model, not a curated record. Lineage: Eukaryota; Metazoa; Chordata; Aves; Charadriiformes; Charadriidae. The coding region runs from base 164 to 1501 and encodes 445 amino acids. Gene Ontology annotation, cellular component: PcG protein complex; transcription regulator complex.